Messenger RNA from Austrofundulus limnaeus, 2903 nucleotides. Its product is annotated as AN1-type zinc finger protein 3. The coding region runs from base 260 to 1003 and encodes 247 amino acids. Gene Ontology annotation, molecular function: zinc ion binding; DNA binding. The record is from RefSeq and is a predicted model, not a curated record. Lineage: Eukaryota; Metazoa; Chordata; Actinopteri; Cyprinodontiformes; Rivulidae. The transcript has 6 exons.
CCAGUGUCUCCCCCCCUGCCGGUGCCUCUGACCGUCGCUGGCUUUGACGCUUCCAACGUCGACUUUAAACUGCUUUAUUUUUACCUGGACAGUGGCCGCUCGUGACGGCAAACUGUCUAUUUGAGACAAAAUCUCCACGGAACAAUCCGGCUCGAACACUGACUCCUAAAGUCAAGGUGAUCCGAGAACAAUUUUGAGGCCUUCGCUCCAUCCGCGGAUUCACCUGCUACACAGGGAGAGCCCGUCACGGCUUACCGACAUGGGGGACACGGGGAGUGAAGGCAGCAAGCCUUCGGCCAACGUCAACGUUAUACCACCGCGCUGCCCCUGUGGAUUUUGGGGGUCAAGCAAAACUAAGAAUCUCUGCUCAAAAUGUUUUGCAGACAUUCAGAAGAAACAGCCAAAUGACGACUGUGCUCCAAAGACCUCAUCAAGCACCAGCAGCAGCAGCAGUCAGACCGACAUCUUCUGUAAUGAAACGAACAGCAGCAUUAGUCAGUCCCUGAUGUCAAUGCCCAACUCUUCAGAGGACUCUUUGCCAGGAGAGACUGGAGUGACAUCUGUCUCUGUUCAGAGCGGAGUUUCCAGCACUGAUACAGUCUUGAGUUCAUUCUCCACUCCCACAAAACGUUCAUAUGAAUCAGAGUCAGACAUUGAUAGUUCACCUGAGAAGCGAGCAAGAGUGGGUCAAGUCCCAGAGCAUGAUGAGUGCUCUUCAUCAUCAUCUUUGUCAGCAUCAUCGUCACCGUCGUCUCGCGGCGGCUCUAAACAGCGGAGCCGCAAACGUUGCCAUCGCUGCCAAACUAAACUGGAGCUGGUACAGCAAGAACUGGGUUCCUGUCGCUGUGGUUAUGUCUUCUGUAUGCUCCAUCGUCUUCCUGAGCAGCACGAGUGUCUCUUCGACCACCUGGGUCACGGGCGUCAGGAGGCUGUCCUCAAGAUGGUCAAGCUCGACCGUAAGGUGGGCCGCUCAUGCCAGCGUAUCGGGGAGGAGUGCUCCUGAGCAGCUGUUUUCCACGCCCCAGGGAACCCUCUCAAAUGGUGUCUCAUUGCAAACAGGGAUAUGAUUUUUUUUCUUUAAUUUAAUUCUACAGGGUUUAUACCGGUUUUCUUUGGUGAGGAUGCAAACCUGCAUUCUUUCACUUUACAAUUCAGCUCAUUCUUUUGAUUUCUGAACAUUGUCCACUUUUUGUUUGUUUCCUCUUCCUGUCGGCUUGAUCAUAUCCCGUCUGCUAAGAUGCCUUUUGGAAAAAAAAUUCUAACAAAUCCAACAAUGACAGAACAAUCCAGAGCAAAGAAAAAUAAGAUCUCUUCACUUUCUUGGGAGUUCCUAACUAUACAAGUAUGAAUGGUGUGGAAGUGAAUAAAGAUAUGUUGAGAAAAUACAUCGCUUUAUACAGUUGUUUGUUUUGGAAACCAGACUGUACUCUUUACCUCAGAGAAGAAGGAAAAAAACGAUCAGAAGGAGAAAAUGGAGAAAGAAUUGGUCAUCUUUCUUGCACACUUUGGCUUUGGCGCUGUUUAUAAACUGUUCUAUUUACCUCAGAAUCCAGACCAGAGCUGCUUUGAACCCUGCACCAAGAAGGACUUGGUGAGGCAAGAAAGCUUGCCAGCCUCAAGUUAAAUCAUGUCUAUUCUCAACCCCCCACCACUCUGCCAUCCACCACGUUCAGUCUCAAAACAAACCCCCAAUCACUCUCCUCAGGAUACCCAAGCUCAACUUCUCCAGAUCCAUCCUCCUCUGCUUUAUGAAACUUCAUCUACUUUUUUUGUUUUGAUUGAAGGCUUUUCUGCCACUGUGGACUAUAAAAGUGACAGGAUACUGAUGCUCUGUAUUCAGGACUUGCAGCUUGUGUCGAAGUUAAACACAUUUAAAGCGGGGACCGCAAACUGCUCAUUCUUGGAUUACACAAAGACCCGUGUUUAAUGUUGGGCAGUGACUGAGGAAUUGACUAGCUUUUACUUUAACAUUUUGUGUCAAUCUGUCCCAUUAUCCCUAUGAACUUUUCAAAUUCAAGCAUUUCCUCCUCACAUCUAAGUUCUGUAUUAGCAAGUGUGUGCUGGAAGUAUGCAAAACCUUAAAGAAGAAGAAAAAUAAAAAAAAUACGAAAAAAGACAAGGGACUGUGUGUUGCUAUGGAAAGACUGAAACUGGAAAUAUUACAUAUUGAUCCACUUUUGCAAAUACACACAGCCUAACUCUUUUGUUGGAUGUGCUCAAUCCUUGUUUAAACUGAGCACAAACGUAAAAUUAGACAUUGUAUAAUUUUUUUUGUUUUAGUGUGGACUGUAUGCACGUCAGAGGGUCCUGCCACAGACGGCAACAGCUGUUCUGUUGACACAUCUGAUGUUUUAGGCCUUCACUGCUGCUCAGUUAUGUUGCCAGCAUUGAAUCAAAACUGUUUUGCUUUAUCUUCUUUCAUCAUUGCAUUAUUAUUUUAAAUAUAUAUUUUGAUUUUCAGCCAGCAUGAUAAUCAAGUCCACCCUUCUUAAUUUUACCUUUUUUAGUUCUUCAGCAUUUUUUUAAAUGAAUAUUUUACCCACUCUGCCUCCCCCUUUUGUCGUUUUGCUGUUAAUGAGGGAAUUCAGCCGUGAUGAGCAGAGUGUUUAAAAAGCAAAAUCAACACACUUGACAUGUUUUCUUGGUGGACUGUGCAAAGAAUGAAGAGGAAAUAUUCAAUGAAUGAAUCUUGUGUAUCUUAAAGAGAAGCUCGUUCAGCCUCUUUUCUGUUUCAGACUUACAUUUAGGCGUUGGGCUGUGAUUUAUUUUUUGUUGUAAUGUGGUUAUGAAAAAUGGGAAAAUGAAUGUGGAAGAUUAUAUAUUUUCUUUGCUUUACUUUGGUCUCCUUUUCAACUCAUUUUCUUUUACUGGUUUAAAGAAAAUAAAGUCAUUUAGACAAAACA